CGCCGAAAGAGGUACGGAGCAAGAAGGAAGACGUACAGAGGAGAAUGGUAGUGGGGGGAGCUGUGCGUGCCACGGCUGGGGCCAUUUGCAUGUACUGGGCUGUCUCUAUCACGCUCAUCUUUGCCAACAAGGUCCUCAUGUCGUCGGCGGAGUACUCCAUUCCGGCGCCACUGUUUGUCACCUGGGUCCAGUGCGUGGAGACGGUGGCCAUUUUGUGGGCGCUGGGCAUGGCCAAGGAGGCACGUCCGGACCUCCCGUUCCUGGCCCAGUUUCCUUCCCCGCGGGUUGAUUCAGCCACCCUCCAGGCCGUCGCCCCGCUCUCGGUCGUCUUUGUCGUCAUGAUCGCUGCCAACAACGUGACGCUGAUGAACAUCCCCGUCUCGUUCUACAACGUCGCCAAGGCGCUCUCUGUCGUCUUUAACGUGGUGCUCGGGUACUACGUCCUUGGCUCGGUCGUCUCGUGGCGGGUUCUUGCCACGCUUGGCGUUGUUGUCAUGGGCUUCCUUGUCGGCACAACUGGCGACGUCCAGCUCGACAUGAUGGGCACUCUGUUUGGCGUCCUCUCGUCGGCCAUGUCGCCGCUCAACUCGAUCAUGACUAAGAAGGUGCUUCCGCUGGUUGGUGAGGACAAGUGGGUGCUCUCGUUGUAUAACAACGUCAAUGCCUCGCUCCUCUUCAUCCCGCUCAUGAUCAUCUUUGGCGAGGUUGACACCCUCCGCAGUCACACACACAUUCUGUCCUCGCCGCAUUACUGGGUCAUCAUGCUCGCCUCGGGCGUCCUCGGCUUUGCCAUCGGCAUUGUCAUUGUCAUGGUCAUCAAGCACACCUCACCGCUGACCUUUUGCCUUGUCGGAGUCCUCAAGAACUCUAUCCAGACCGUUCUCGGUGUUUAUUUCUACGGCACAAUCAUGUCCUCCGGUGCCGUUCUCUCGGUCGUCCUUGUCCUCGUCGGCUCACUGCUCUACACAUAUGUGCGCUCGAGCGAGUCGGCCAACGAGGCCGACGUUGUCAAAACCGUCAACGGCUCCGAUGACGACGAUGACGAGUGCCAGGCGUAGUGCUGCAGGGACGGGCAGAACAGGGAGAGCGUAAUGAAAAGGGAUGCGCGA
This is a messenger RNA of Thecamonas trahens ATCC 50062, 1109 nucleotides long. RefSeq names its product GDP-fucose transporter 1. Gene Ontology annotation, molecular function: antiporter activity. The transcript has a single exon. The record is from RefSeq and is a predicted model, not a curated record. The coding region runs from base 45 to 1058 and encodes 337 amino acids. Lineage: Eukaryota; Apusomonadida; Apusomonadidae. Gene Ontology annotation, cellular component: Golgi apparatus.